AUGGCUGACGCGAAUUUUGUCGAUGUCCAAGCUCUGUUGAGCAAGCUCACGCUCGAUGAGAAAAUAGAGCUUCUCGCGGGCCAAGGGUCGUUCCGAAUGACUGGUCUUGAACGACAUGGAAUUCCUGCUCUUAUUACGGUCCUCAUGGAAUUCGAGGUCGGCGAUCGUUUACUCGCGUGGGUAACCCCUCAAUUAUCAAGCAUGAACCCAAUAACUAACACGGACCAAAAGAUGCCCAGUCCAAUGCUGCCAUCAGCUACAGCAAUGGGCGCUACCUUCAACACAGAGCUUCUGCACAAAGUCGGCCGUCUUCUCGGUGAAGAAGCAAAAUAUCGUGGUGUUCACAUUUUGCUGGCGCCGACGCUUUGUCUGCAGCGCUCACCUUUGAUCGGACGUGGCUUUGAAGCCUUUGGCGAAGACCCUUUUCUUAGUGGUACCUUGGGCGCGCACUAUAUCAAUGGCGUCCAGGAACAGGGCGUCGCAACGAGUGUGAAGCACUAUGCGGCUCACGAUCAGUCUGACAAUAGUAUUGAAGACAAUGUUGUCAUGACCGAGCGGACACUUCGAGAAGUCCACCUAUUGCCUUUUCAGCUUGCCCUCCGCGGAUCUGAUCCUUGGACUAUCAUGACCUCGUAUAACAAGAUCAACGGUGUCCACGUAAGUGAGGAUCCUUUGCUGAUGAAGACAAACCUCCGUGAGGAAUGGGGUUUCAAAGGUCUUGUUAUGAGUGACUGGUUCGGCACCUACAGCACAUCAGAAGCCAUCAACGCGGGCUUGGAUCUCGAGAUGCCUGGACCAACUGACUGGAGGGGAAAAUGCCUGAGUAUUGCUGUCAACUCCCGCAAGGUUUCCAAAGCAACAGUUGAUCAAUCUGUCGAGAAGGUUUUAAACCUCGUGAACCAAGUGAAGGCUGGGGAGUCAUCUGGUGACGCUCCUCGCUCAGAUACCAAGGAGCAGCGUGCCCUUAUUCGACAGCUUGUUGCUGAGUCAGUUGUGCUUCUGAAGAACAACAACAGCAAGUUGCCGAUCAAGAAUCCCGAGAAGCUCAAAUUCGGUCUCAUCGGAGAUCAUGUGAAGAACCCUGCCCUGUGUGGUGGUGGAAGUGCUGAGGUCGAACCCUACUAUGGCAUUACCCCAUAUGAGGCCAUCAAGGAGGUGGUGGGCGAGGAAAACAUUACUUAUACUCCAGGCUGCAACUCAUUCCGAUUUAGUCCGCUCAUCAAGGGCCACAAGGUCCCUGACUCAGACACAGAAGGGUGGUUCGUAGAGAUCUUCGGCGAAAACCCAGAGGAGAAACCAGACACCAAAGUGGUUGUAUCGGCCACUGCAGAAAAGCAGCUGGUUGAUAUUCCCGAGAGUUAUCAAUCUACGAUCCCAACUAAAUACUUUGCUAGAGCUAGGGCCAGGUACACCAUUCAAGAGUCAGGACGACUCAAGUUCGGCUUCAGUACUUCAGGAAAAGGCAAGCUCAUCAUUGAUGGCGAGGAAGUCAUCGAUCUUUGGACGAGCCAACCGCCCAAGACGGACUCAACUCCUUGCUUCAAUCGCGUGUGCAUGGAGCGAUUCUACGAACAAGAUUUCGAAAAGGGACGGAUCCUUGAUCUCGAAGUCCUUCAAGUCAACGAGAAUGUGUCAGGUGGUGUUGGUACUGCGCAGACCCUUGUCGGACGUGUUGGAAUCUAUGAAGUCUAUGAUGAGGAUCAAGGUAUCAAAGAUGCUGUGGAACUUGCCAAGAACGUUGAUGUUCCCAUUGUUAUCACUGGCCUUUCUUCGGAUUUUGAGUACGAAGGCAGCGAUCGAAAGCACCUGAACCUGCCAGGAAGAGUGGACGAACUAAUUGCGGCUGUAUUAGAAGCCAAUCCUGAUGCUAUCAUCAUUACACAGUCGGGUUUGCCCAUUGAAAUGCCCUGGGAGUCUCAAGCCGCAACACAGCUUCAUGCCUGGUUUGGCGGGCAAGAAACUGGUCAUGGAAUGGCUGAUGUGCUCUUUGGCAAAGUCAACCCCUCUGGAAGAUUGUCUCUGACAUUCCCCAAGUCUAUCAAGCACACCCCGGCCUACCUAACCUUUUCCAAGGCUGACUAUGACAUUGUGUACGGUGAGGGAGUCUUCAUUGGUCAUAGGUACUAUGAGAUGGUUGACCGAGAGCCCUUAUUCUACUUUGGCCACGGUCUGUCAUACUCCAAGUUCGAAUACUCAGGCCUUGCCGUACCCGAAGAGUUUACUUCUGCUGUUGAUCACGAAAUGCGUGUCACGGUUGACAUCAAGAACACCGGGGCGUAUUCUGGCGCAGAGGUUGUUCAACUUUACAUUCGCCAAGAAAACAGUUCCCUACAGCGGCCCCUGAGGGAGCUGAAGGCGUUUACUAAAGUGUACUUGGAGGUUGGCGAGACCAAGAAGGUUGAACUUACACUUGAUAAAUAUUCGCUGUCUUUCUGGUCACAAGAAGUGUCUAAAUGGAAGGCUGAAGAAGGGAAGUACACCGUCAUACUUGCUUCGAGCUCAAACCCGAGGGAUGAGAUUGCAAGGGAAAGCUUUGUUUUACAGAAGACUUUCUUCUGGAAGGGCCUCUAG
Molecule: messenger RNA, 2571 nt
Organism: Fusarium sp. VM40
Lineage: Eukaryota; Fungi; Ascomycota; Sordariomycetes; Hypocreales; Nectriaceae
Source: the annotation of a GenBank genome assembly